UUGCAGCCGCUCGGGGAGCCGCUCACCUUUCGGGAGCAGGGCCAGCACCUCGGAGCCGGGGCAGGGACCCCGACCGGGCGCGGGGCGCAGCGCCCAUCCCCGGGGCCCCAGGACGCGCGGACCUGCUGCCUGGUCCGGGCCGAUCAUGAAUAAGAUGAAGAACUUUAAGCGCCGCUUCUCCCUGUCCGUGCCCCGCACCGAGACCAUCGAGGAGUCCCUGACUGAGUUCGCAGAGCAGUUCAACCAGCUCCACAACCGGGACAGUGAGGAUCUGCAGCUUGGUCCUCUUGGCAGAGACGCCCAGCCAGAGUCCAGCACCUUCUCCCCCACCGACGGUGGGGAGGAGCCCAGGCCGCCGUCCCCGGGCAUGCGGUUCCGGCGGCAGAGCCAGCGCCGCUUCUCCAUGGAGGACAUCAGUAAGAGGCUCUCCCUGCCCGCGGACAUCCGCCUGCCCCAGGAAUUCCUGCAGAAGCUGCAGCUGGAGAGCCCGGAGCUGCCCAAACCGCUCAGCCGCAUGUCCCGCCGAGCAUCCCUGUCAGAUAUCGGCUUUGGGAAACUGGAAACAUAUGUGAAACUGGACAAACUGGGGGAGGGCACCUACGCCACGGUCUUCAAAGGGCGCAGCAAGCUGACGGAGAACCUGGUGGCCUUGAAGGAGAUCCGGCUGGAGCACGAGGAGGGGGCGCCCUGCACUGCCAUCCGAGAGGGUACAGCACCCCCGGGGCCUGAACUCCUGAGGGCUCCUGGGAGGAGUCUGGGGCUGCUCCGGGGCCUCGCCUACUGCCACCGCCGCAAGAUCCUGCACCGGGACCUGAAACCCCAGAACCUGCUCAUCAAUGAGCGGGGGGAGCUGAAGCUGGCGGACUUCGGACUGGCCCGGGCCAAGUCAGUGCCCACGAAGACCUACUCCAACGAGGUGGUGACCCUGUGGUACAGGCCCCCGGACGUGCUGCUGGGGUCCACGGAGUACUCCACCCCCAUUGACAUGUGGGGCGUGGGCUGCAUUCACUACGAGAUGGCCACGGGCAGGCCCCUCUUCCCCGGCUCCACGGUGAAGGAGGAGCUGCACCUCAUCUUUCGACUCCUCGGGACCCCAACAGAAGAGACGUGGCCCGGAGUGACGGGCCAGUCUGAGUUCCGUGCCUACAACUUCCCCCGGUACCUCCCCCAGCCGCUCAUCAGCCACGUUCCCAGGUUGGACUCCGAAGGCAUCAACCUCCUGACCAGCCUUCUCCUGUAUGAAUCGAAGAGCCGCAUAUCAGCAGAGGCAGCCCUGAACCACCCCUACUUCCGGUCUCUGGGGGAGCGUGUGCACCAGCUCCAAGACACUGCCUCCAUCUUCUCCCUGAAGGAGAUCCAGCUCCAGAAGGACCCAGGCGGCCGGGGACUGGCCUUCCAGCAGCCAGGACGAGGGAAGAGCCGGCGACAAAGCAUCUUCUGAGCUGCGCCCACCCCACUGCGGCCGGAGGGAGAGAGGGCACACUGAGCAGCUGCAGGCAGGGUGGCUUCUGCGGCCCUCGGAGGACGGAGGACGGAGGAUCGAGGGCGAGGCCGGCCCAGAAGACCUCUGGCAGCCCUGUUGGCCACGCUGGGUCCUGAC
Messenger RNA from Myotis lucifugus (little brown bat), 1600 nucleotides. It is a transcript of the gene CDK18, whose product is annotated as cyclin dependent kinase 18. Gene Ontology annotation, molecular function: protein kinase activity; ATP binding. Gene Ontology annotation, cellular component: nucleus; cytoplasm. The transcript has 14 exons. The record is from RefSeq and is a predicted model, not a curated record. Gene Ontology annotation, biological process: protein phosphorylation. Bases 146 to 1441 code for a protein of 431 amino acids. Lineage: Eukaryota; Metazoa; Chordata; Mammalia; Chiroptera; Vespertilionidae.